CAUAGGGCAGUUUAUAACUGUCCAUUAACCAUCACUAGAAAAAGAUCCUGUGCUAACGUCUCCCAGUCGGCUCUUCUGUUCUUCGGCUUUUUCCGUUAUUAACUGAUAUUUUUGUAUUAAAGUGAGAGUUUUACUGACAGAUAGGCCGGUGUUCCAUCUGAAAGUGUCUCCAGUUUAUCUCAGAAGGAAGCAUUGCUGCGGUUUGAUGAAGACUGGGACGAAGAUCUUCUGCUUUACUCCAGCUCUUCCCUUUGUCCUUGAAAAGCACGUCCAGCUGUCUCUGGGGACAGGUGCGUCCAACAGGCUUGUUGUCUCAGGCUGAGGUUCUGGAUCGGUAAACGGACCGAACACCAGAGUUGCCGGUUCGGUUGGGGUACAGUGCCUUGCCCCGGGACGCGUCGACAUGCGACAGGAAGCUGGACUCGAACCUACAACUUUAUGAUUACAAGAUGACUACCCACGGGAGCCACAGAACCCAGACGAUCAGAACCCGAACUGACGCGGUUCUGGAGGUAAGAGUGACUUUGGACUGUGGAGAACAGGACCAGAACCAGCAGCACCCGGACCGAAGCUUGGUUGGUCCUCUCAUGCUUCAUCAGAUCUUGGCCACACUGUGCCUCCCUUCCCAGCAUGCACCUGUGAUGGUGUCGGGCCCGAUGGGAGGAGCUUCUGUCAGCUUUCAGGUUUUCCUUCCUGUGUUUCAGGAGGAGCAGGAAGUGUUUUGGUUCUGUCUGCAGGCGCCCGCCAUGUUCCCGUUCCGACAGCCAUCCGACUCGGACCUGCGGCCUGACCCUCGGCGCUACGGCUCUGGAGCGGAGCGGGACUUUUUCCGCCCCCCCCAGGAGUCUUUGUCGCCGGGCCCCGCCCCCCAGGACGGCGUCCUGAGCCUGCUGAGCAGCUGCGGCCUGGAGCCGGAGGACCUGUCGGUGCUGGCCAAGCUUCCUGAGGACAUCCUGACCGUCGAGUCUCUUCCUCAGAUCCUCAAGCAGAUCAAAGGCCAGAAAGCUCCGCCCCCGGCGUUCCCCCCCCGGCCGGAGGAGCCGUUCCACCUGGGGACCGCCAAGCCUUUACCUGCCAGGCCGCCCUCUCCGCCGCCCCCUUCCUCCUCAUUCAAGGCCUUUAGCUCCGCCCCCAGGGACUGGGAGCGGCUCCGCCGCCAGCCGGUCCAGUACCCGCUGCACCUGCUCUCUGCCGAGUCCCGGCCGGACCGCUGGCCAGGUCAGCAGGCCGCCGGGUCAGGCAGGUCCCCCCCCCCGCCAUCCUCUUCGUCGACCAGGCGGGCCGUAGACCAGGACCUCAGGCCACGCCCCCCCGUCUACGGUAAGGACGGUUCCUCCUUCAGCGGGUCAGCGGGCAGAACCCGUCCUUCCCGUUUCUCCGGGUCAGGUGAUUUCAGGACGGCUCCUCCUCUUGAUGAGCGCCGCCGCGACUCCAGGCCGUCCUUCAGCAGCCGUGUCCCGGACCGGGUUCCGAACCUGAACCGGGCCCGCGACCCGGCCUCCGGCGCCAUGCCCUCUAAGAAACAAGCUCUGGACUUCCACGGAACGUCACCGCCGGCGUUCCCGUACUCGUGCUCGCUGUGUGACAUCGCCGUUCUGUCAGAGAAGGUUUGGAUUCAGCACGUCAACACGACUGGACACGCAGACGGGCAGCUCAACCUGCUGCAGCGGUUUCCACGGUGGGACUGUCGCCUGGAAAGCGCUGGAAGGGACGAGAACCAAUCAAACCACAGGAGAGAUGGAGCAAAUCCCGCCCCGCCGCCCCCCAGACCCAAUCAGAACCGAGCAGAUCUACAGACGUCCAAGAAGCAGCAGAAGGCAUCAGAUAAAGGGAAGGUGGUGUGUGCCAAGUUCCCUCCUCAGGCUGUGGACGAGGCGUCUCUGAGGAAACUCAUCGAGCCGUUUGGAAAGGUCGGAAAAAUCCUCAUGUUUCCGUCUCUGGCCUUCGUAGAGAUGGGUUCCUCCGAUCAGGCCAAGGACCUGGUCAAGUUCUACAGCAGUUCUGACCCAGAAGCCAGGAAGGUGAAGGUGGAGUUCAACAUCUCCAACGCCUUCAGCUUCCUGCAGAGCUCCCAGGUGGUGAGCUUCACUCCAGCGCCGAGCGGCGAGGACGGCCGGUCCGAUCUGCUCAGCAUCGCCAAGCGCUUCGGGGAGCCGCUCUACACGCUCUUCCUGCCCUCCAAGGCCUUUGUGGAGAUGAAGCUGUCGGCUGAGGCCCAGAAGCUGGUGGACUACUACUCGGCCAGCGCCCUGCGGAUCAACGGCGCCACCAUCCAGGUGGCCUUCUCCUCCGAGUACCGGACCCUGUUGCGGGUUCCGUCGGCCCAGAAGUACGAAGACGAGCCGGCCGAGACCAAGGAGCCCAACAGAACCCGACGGGCCAGGAGCCGGUCCGGGUCCAGAGACCGGUCCAGGGGAGGGCGGCGGAGACGGAGCGGUUCUGGAGACAGGAAGAGACCAGAGACCAGAACCCGGUCCAGGUCCAGAGAACGGUAUGGAACCAGUUCUCCCGGGCAGAACCAGAACCAGACGGAGGGGAAGCCCAAAGAACCACAGAACCCAGAGUCCAGAUCGGCUGAACCUCAGAGAGAUGAAGGUGAUGAUGAUGAUGAUAAAGCCCAGCCAGCGGCUGGGGAAGAGGAGGACCAGCUGGCUGAUGAAGAUCAGUCCGACAGCGACAUCGAGGGCAUGGAGGUCAUCGCCGAGGACGGACAGAACCUGGACGAGGAAGAGGAGGAGGAAGAGGAGGAGGAAGAGCAGAAACCAGAACCACCUGGAGCAGGUCGGACCUGGACCGCCGCAGGAAAAGUUCUCUGGAGGGAAAAACUGAGAUCAGGAAAUGAUUUUCCAGAUGGAGGAGAGCUGGAGAAGACCGGAGCUGAGGAAGAGGAGGAAGUAGAAUUCCCGGUGGAUCUGGAGAGCUGCAUCACUCUGGACGAGGUGAAGACGGACGAUGAAGAUGAAGCUCCGCCUGCCGACUGUCGCUGCGAGGAUGUCGGGAAGACGGGUUCUGGAGAACCCGGUCCGGAGCCGACUGGACCGACUCCAGACCAUGAAAGUUCUGGUUCCGUCUCCAGAACCCAGGAGGAUCCAGAACCGUCAGAUCAGACGAGGUCCACUGAGACUCUGGAGCCAGAACCAGACAGAACCGGUCCGGAGCCAGAGAGCCAGACCGGAUCCCAGAAAGUUCUGGAGACACGACGGGCCAAGACCCGGUCCAGGAAGUCAUCGGGAGACGACGGUUCCAGAACCGGUUCCGACGAGGAACCCGAUCAAAGAAAGACCGCCUCCAGAACCGCUCCAGAACCCGGUCCUGAAAAACGAAAAGCAACUCCUGAGAACGACGACGUUCCUCUGAAGACGCUCAAGAGGGAGAACGGACCAGAACCGGGUCAGAACCUGAGCACGGCGGAACCAGAGGCUGAUGAAGAGAAAAAGCAGCAAAUAAAGACAGACGAGCAGAACCCAGCCGAACCAGAACCACGUGAACAGGAGUCUGGAGCGCCACCAGCAGAGGGCGCCGCUGAGCCGCAGAAACCUGUCGGAGCUGAGUUCGUUCGUCCCGUCGUCGGUUACUUCUGCAACCUCUGUCAGCUGAUCUUCAUCGAUGAAGACGAAGCCAAGCUGCAGCACUGCGCCACGCCGGCCCACUACAGGAAGUACCAGGAGAAAACUGGCAAAGAUCCGUGGAUGAGCUGAGUUACGGAUCAGAACCGUUCGCUUCCUGCUGCUGUAAAUGUUAGUUUGAAAUAAAGCAAGUUUGAUUCUGAGGAA
Xiphophorus couchianus (Monterrey platyfish) is the source of this 3773-nucleotide messenger RNA. Its product is annotated as matrin-3-like. The coding region runs from base 450 to 3698 and encodes 1082 amino acids. The transcript has 19 exons. The record is from RefSeq and is a predicted model, not a curated record. Gene Ontology annotation, molecular function: zinc ion binding; RNA binding. NCBI's taxonomy places the organism in Eukaryota, Metazoa, Chordata, Actinopteri, Cyprinodontiformes, Poeciliidae.